AUGACCACUUCUCUUCUUCCUCCAAAUGCAAUUCCUCGUCAGGUUUCAGUGCCACAUAUCGAAUGGAAACCGUCGCGCUAUUUGACUGAACCGCAACCUCCACCUGUCGAUGAGACUAUGAGAAUGCAGGAGCUCGAGGCUGCGGCCCGUGCGUUAGCAGAUGGAAAACCCAUAAAGAAGACGCGACCACGGAGGACGGUUGAUUACAAUGGACCAUUGGGUCGCUGGGCUCUGCUCCGGAAAUUACGCCCAAACCAGGGAUAUCUGCCCCAUGUCCGACCCGCUGUCCCAUUCAUCAUCGACCUCUACCCACCAAAAGCAUAUCGUGAUAACGCGUCGACUUCGCUCUGCACCAAGUUCAUCCACACGUCCACGAACAAAAUACGAUGUCCAGUCAACGUUGUCACCUGGACUCCCGAAGGGCGGCGCGUGCUCACAGGCUCCACCAGCGGCGAAUUCACGCUGUGGAAUGGGCUUACCUUUAACUUCGAAACCAUAUUACAAGCACACGACACUGCUAUCUGCACGCUGACAUUCACCCACUCUGGCCAGUAUCUCGCGUCGGCAGAUAAGGCGGGAACGAUCAAGUAUUUUGAACCCAAUAUGAACAAUUUGGCCGCCUGGCAAGGGUCUAAUGGCCGCGAGGCGAUCCGUGGUCUGAGCUUCAGUCCGGACGACAGGCGCUUUGCAACUGCCAGCGACGACUCGAGUGUGAGGAUAUGGUCUUUCCAGGAGCGGAAAGUCGAGAGCGUUCUAACUGGUCACGGUUGGGACGUCAAAUGUGUCGAAUGGCAUCCGACAAAAGGACUUUUGGUCUCUGGCAGUAAAGAUAACGAUAUCAAGUUUUGGGACCCACGUUCAGGCACAGUUCUCUCAACAUUACAUCACCACAAAAACACCAUCCAAGCACUAUCAUGGUCCCCCAAUGGGGAUCUCGUUGCUAGUGCUUCUCGAGACCAGACAGUCCGCGUAUUUGAUAUUAGAGCUAUGAAAGAAUUCCGCAUCUUCAAGGGUCAUAAGAAAGAGGUUUGCUCUGUAACAUGGCACCCUGUCCACCCCAUUCUUGUUUCUGGCGGCUCUGAAGGUGCUAUCUUACACUGGGAUUUGGGCACCCCCGAACCUGGCUUCGGCCAGCCAGCGGCCCCCCCUCGCGCAAGCCUCGACCAAGCACACGACUCUAAUGUCUGGUCCCUCCAAUUCCACCCGCUCGGCCACUUGCUCGCCAGCGCCUCCAACGACCAUACGACGCGUUUCUGGUCACGUGAGCGUCCUGGCGACACCUCGAGUGUGUUUGCUGGGGGAGGAGCGCGGCCCGCAGAGGCACCUGAACAAGACAUGGAGCAGUUUGAAGAGGAAGACUCGCUGCCAGGGCUGGUGCCUGGGUUUGGAGGUGGGCCGGCACCGGGGCCGUGGUGGGGAAGGGAUGAUGGUGGUGGGCAGCAAACAGACGCCUUCGGUCGGAAUUCGCGGGCUGGGUAUGGUGAUGGCGCUGAUGAUAGCUUCGGUGGUGGUGGUGGUGGUGGGGACGACUCGUAUGAUGAGUCGUGGAAUGGGAAUGGGAACGGUCAGGACUGGAGGGGAAAUGGCCGGAGAGGGCAAGCGCAGGGUCGUUGGCAGGGUCAGCAAGGUCAGCAGCGGUACCCUCAAAAUAAUAGAGGGCGGUAUUGA
Molecule: messenger RNA, 1668 nt
Organism: Mycena indigotica
Lineage: Eukaryota; Fungi; Basidiomycota; Agaricomycetes; Agaricales; Mycenaceae
Product: WD-REPEATS-REGION domain-containing protein
Exons: 7
Coding region: 1-1668 (555 amino acids)
Cellular component (GO): mRNA cleavage and polyadenylation specificity factor complex
Molecular function (GO): protein binding
Source: RefSeq, a predicted model, not a curated record